Molecule: messenger RNA, 314 nt
Organism: Cylicostephanus goldi
Lineage: Eukaryota; Metazoa; Nematoda; Chromadorea; Rhabditida; Strongylidae
Source: the annotation of a GenBank genome assembly
AUGAGCCAAGACCUGUGUCUAGCGGAUGGAAUCGGCAAACGUUUGGUUGCGAAUGUGGCGAAAAGUAUGGUUCGCAAAAGGUUGGCACUAGCGCAUCAUAUCUUGCAAAAUCACGAUGCAGAGAUACCAUGCUUUGGUUGUAAUGAGACAAUACCUUCUUUGACCAAAAUGCUGGAUCAUUUUCGGACAAAACAUACCAAGAGUCUGAUUGCUUGCGUUUACUGCAAGUCCGUAUUUGGCAAACCAAAUGAUAUGACCGAAAAUCAGUGGAAACGGUUGAAAACGCAUAUGUACGGAGUGAGUUAUACUUAGUU